GGUCUACCCUCAGAAAGAUCAGUAAAUUGAUCAUAAAGUUUUUGAUUUUUUCGUGUUGUGAACUCAGAAUAAAUUUUCGUUACAAAGUCCUCAAAAUAAAACCAAUAUUUUCAUCAUGAGCGCUACAGUUAAUACAACUAAGCAAGGAUUUUUGAUUGUUGGAAAAUGUGUGGAAAUGUACAAUGUGUUGGACGUAACUGUUCAAUGGGAUCCGAUCACAGAAACAAUCGAAGCGCAAGAUCUCCAUUUCGCAAACUAUACAAUCGAAACUGCUCAAAUCAUUGGCAAAGUUAAAAUGUUCACGUAUGAAGCAGCUGACAAAUAUUUUUGGGCAAAGCAAAGAAUGUACGAAAUGUGUAAUAUGGCAAAGCCACUCAUUGCAGCAUAUAAAAACCUGUUCGACAUGCAUGACCCAAGCAAUUUUCCAGCACAGAAGCAACUUCUACUGAAAGUGCUCGAUAAUGGCAUGGAAAAGAUGACUGCAGCCGAUGUUGAGUUGGAAAAGUGUGCAACAUACUUUGACCUUGUUGCGAAAGAAUUAACAGUGCUACUUGCUCAGUUAACAAUCGACUUUAGUCCGGAAAGUGAAUACAUGAAAUCGGUAUACGGCAAGAUACGUCACGGAGAGUAUGGAGCAGCUGCUGUAGGUGCUGUAUUGGGACCGUUUGGGUUGGUUAUGUCCGAAGCCAAUGUGGCCACCAAUGUCGAAGGACGAAUUAUUCCCGAUAUGCAGAGAAAAUUCGAUAAAGUCAAGAAUUUUGUUGAAAGUUUAAAGAUGCAAAUUGAGAACACAAGCACGGACAUUAAGAAUGCAAGGAAAAAGCUUGAUUUGGACAUUGAAAUUAUCAGACUUCAAAGUACUACGACUCAGCAAACCCAAUCAUCAGAAUCGCUUGACAUGAAUGUAUUUCAUGACGAGAUCAUUGGUCCUGUAAACGACUAUUUGACGCAUUGCGGUGAGCUGAAACACAAAGGUAAUAAUUGAAAGGAUCCAUUACAAUCUUUCGGAUGAUUUCGAAGUAAUUAUGUUCAAGAACUGAUUUUUUUUUAUUUUUUUGUAAUAAAUUUGAUUGGACCGUCG
This is a messenger RNA of Bradysia coprophila, 1081 nucleotides long. RefSeq names its product hemolysin E, chromosomal-like. The record is from RefSeq and is a predicted model, not a curated record. Lineage: Eukaryota; Metazoa; Arthropoda; Insecta; Diptera; Sciaridae. Gene Ontology annotation, biological process: hemolysis in another organism.